AAGUCGAACAAAUGCUCGCUAUUCUUCUUACUGGAAUACUGCUCCUGCUGGUGGUGAAGCCCGGCGGGGGCUUCAUCAUUACCGUGGAUGCCCAUGAUACGGACUGCUUCUACGAUAAGGCCAGCGUCAACGACAAGGUGACCAUCACCUUCGAGGUGAUGGAGGGCGGCUUCAAGGACAUUGCCGUCACGAUCACAGGGCCCAACUACGACAGCCUGCACAAGUCGGAGAAGGAGACCUCCGGCAGCUUCACCUUCUCGGCCAUGCGGGAGGGCCAGUACGAGCUCUGCUUCGACAACCAGUUCUCCACGAUGACCCCCAAGGUGGUGAUGUUCAAGUUCCAUGUGGCCCGGGCUCUCGAGUACUACGUGGACCCCAGCAAGCGCAAGGACGACGUCAUCGAGCAGGCCAAGGCCCAGGCCAUGAUCAACGAGCUGUCGGCGAAGCUGGGCGCCGUGAAGAUGGAGCAGGAGUACAUGCACUUCCGCUACCGUGGCCACCUGGACAUCAGCGACAGCGUCCAGUUCCGGAUCCUGGCCUGGUCUAUAUUCGGGCCCACCCUCCUGUUGAUAAUGACUGUCCUGGAGAUCAUCUACAUGAAGCGCUUCUUCGAGGUCAAGCGGGUGGUCUAAGCCCACUGAGACUCUUCUAAUCCUAUCGAACCAAUUGACACUCGAGAGUCCCCAGACUGCGGCCUGUGGCUUUCCUUCUCCUCGAUUUGUUGCAUAUUUCACGCUCCACAAACCAUAAAACUUUCAUGGACCGGGGAGCCGGCCCAAGUGCCCGUAAAGUUCACCUCACCUUCCCCACAAAGUGUGGCCCGGCCCCUCAUUGGAUUAGCACUGGAAAUUUAUGAUGCCUGCCUGCCAUGCCGCUCACACAUGGCCGUUCCAGAGUACCAGUCGUCGGGUCGGAAACUUAUCAUAUUCAUUCACAAGUUUCUGCCACGGCCAGCCCUCCUCCUCCUUCCCCGAAGUCCUGGUCCUUGGCAAAACAAGGGCAAAGUUUUUGCCUCUUAUUUACGACAAUGUCGCGUCAAGUUUUUUUCCCGCCACGGUUUUUGUUUCAUCUGCCAUCGGGCGUCCGUAUUGCCUUAUAAAGUAGCAAGUUUUGCUAA
Drosophila bipectinata is the source of this 1117-nucleotide messenger RNA. Its product is annotated as transmembrane emp24 domain-containing protein 2. NCBI's taxonomy places the organism in Eukaryota, Metazoa, Arthropoda, Insecta, Diptera, Drosophilidae. Gene Ontology annotation, cellular component: Golgi apparatus; COPII-coated ER to Golgi transport vesicle; endoplasmic reticulum. The record is from RefSeq and is a predicted model, not a curated record. Gene Ontology annotation, biological process: Golgi organization; intracellular protein transport; endoplasmic reticulum to Golgi vesicle-mediated transport.